UCCCUUUACCAACCCAUGUAUCACCCUUCAGAGAUGUUUUCACAGUAUGGGGGCUCCUACCCUCUGCGACCUCCCCCACCUCCAGGAGCUGGGUAUACCCAGAGUCAGGCACCCCAAUACGAAGCCUUCAGAUAUCCAGACCUCGACACUGGCCCCAAGCUGGACAGCUUCUUCCCCAGCCUGGAGCCUUCAGGGCGCCUCCUGCCCCCGGCUCCUGGCCUCUCCUAUGGGCCUAGUCAGGCUCUGCCACCAGGUCCCCCACCAAACGCACGCAUCCCCUCUGGAGUACGAAUGAGCCUGGAGAAUGGGGAGCUUUGGAAGCGGUUCAGCGGCAUUGGCACAGAGAUGAUCAUCACCAAGGCAGGCAGGCGGAUGUUUCCACAGCUUAAAGUUUCAGUAACCGGACUGGAUCCCGAGGCCAAGUAUUUGAUGCUGGUGGACGUAGUCCCAGUAGGCGGCUCCCGAUACAAGUGGCACGGCAAGCGGUGGGAAGCCAGUGGCAAGGCUGAACUGCCGCCCCCAGACCGGGUCUACAUCCACCCCGACUCACCUGCAUCAGGGGCACACUGGAUGCGCCAACCUGUAUCCUUCCACCGGCUGAAGCUCACCAACAAUACAUUGGACCCCCAUGGACACCUGAUUGUCCACUCCAUGCAUCGUUACCAGCCACGGAUUCACGUGGUUGGAGCCGGAGGGCGCCGAGGUGCAGGAGGCGGCUGUGCUUCCUUCACUUUUCCGGAGACCCAGUUUCUGACUGUCACGGCCUACCAGAAUCCACAGAUUACUCAAAUGAAGAUUGAGAGCAACCCCUUUGCCAAAGGCUUCCGGGAGAAUGGGAUGAACAGCAAAAGGGAGCGUGAGGCCAGAAUCAAGAGGAAAAUGAAGUCAAAUGAUUGCGAAACCAAUGUGGGAGAAAGCGAGAGCAAAAAAGGCCCAUGCGAUUCGACCCUUACAGAGGAGAUGCCUUUGGAUCACCAGCCACAGCAGCCACCACCCCUGGUGCUUCCACACCCUUCCUGCUCCUUCUUCCCCACUGGAGGGACAAACCCCAGUGGAGCUGAGGCUUAUGUGCAACACCCAGCUGCCUUCCAUGGUUUGCGAGGAGCCCCGUCGCCCUACAGCAGCCCAAGUCAAGAAAUGGCACCUCCACCAUCUUCACCCACGGCCAAGUCACCUCCUGAGCAAUCAGACUUCAGAGCAAUGCUCCCAACAAGUUGGAACGGCCUGGAUAUAAUUCCAUUCCUUGGGGGCCCAGAACCACCAGAUGCUUCUCCCUUCCCACCUUUCAAGUUCAGCUUCACACCUUAUCCCCCAACCCCUCGUGUGUAUGGGCCUCCCACCAGCUAUCCUGGCUCCCAGCCACCCAUGCUCUAACCCUUCUUUCUCCCACAAAACCCAGGAUCC
This is a messenger RNA of Heteronotia binoei (common prickly gecko), 1404 nucleotides long. RefSeq names its product T-box transcription factor 6 (gene TBX6). Gene Ontology annotation, molecular function: DNA-binding transcription factor activity, RNA polymerase II-specific; RNA polymerase II cis-regulatory region sequence-specific DNA binding. The record is from RefSeq and is a predicted model, not a curated record. Gene Ontology annotation, cellular component: nucleus. Gene Ontology annotation, biological process: positive regulation of DNA-templated transcription; regulation of transcription by RNA polymerase II; cell fate specification. Bases 16 to 1374 code for a protein of 452 amino acids. The transcript is spliced from 8 exons. NCBI's taxonomy places the organism in Eukaryota, Metazoa, Chordata, Lepidosauria, Squamata, Gekkonidae.